This is a messenger RNA of Monomorium pharaonis (pharaoh ant), 893 nucleotides long. RefSeq lists its product as uncharacterized. The coding region runs from base 323 to 652 and encodes 109 amino acids. The record is from RefSeq and is a predicted model, not a curated record. Lineage: Eukaryota; Metazoa; Arthropoda; Insecta; Hymenoptera; Formicidae. The transcript has 4 exons.
GCUCACCGUCGCUCACGCUGACCCAUCUCCCAAGCAUGGUCACCAUGAGCACGCAAAUUCAAAAAUCCAUGACGUCACUUCGCUCACAGAAAACGCUCACCAAAUAAAUCGGACCGACCGUGAGCGCGUUGAUAGCGCUGUAAGCGUAAAUCGGACCGCAGCCAUAGAGGACACGGGAGAAAACAUAAUACUUAAGUUAACAGCAGCAGAAGCUGCGAGAGCAAAGAAAAACGAAGCAUUUCUAUUGCAAUUGAUAAAUGAAGAAAAGCGAAAAAAUGUGACAGUUCCUCAGAUCUGCGAAACCAGUGAAGGAAAUGUUUGUAUGGAGGAAGAUUUAUCUCCUGGUCCAUCUUCGUUUGCUUCAGAGGCAGAUACCCUGCAUAUCCCAUCGUCUGACACUUCGAUACGAAAUGUCGAUGAGUCAACUGAGAAUGACAAGUCUUUAUUCAUAUGGUCAUCGAAGAAUGUAUAUUUGCUCUUGGAAAGAUAUGAGGAACGGAUGAAUGAGUUCUCAUCAGGUACAAAACGUCAUUCAAAAAUCUGGAGUAGCAUUGCAAGCGAUAUGAACAAAAUUGAUCCAGGAAUUGCAGUGUCAGGCACACAAUGUCAGUCAAAAAUGAACAGCAUGAAAAAAUGUAUCGAAAUAUCAUAGACCACAAUAACAUAUCAGGAAAGGAUCGAAAGUCAUGGCAAUAUUUUGAGAAAAUGUAUGAAUUAUUCGGAAAAUCAGGAUGGGCCAAUCCGAAAGCAAUAGCAACAGAGGCUGGACCUUCAUCCUCGGCAAGUUCAACAGAUGAGAAUAUGAAUAUUAUGGAAAUGCCUGCCACUAAGAAGCCAAAAUCUGAAAAAGUUUUAGAUAAAUUUAUGAAGCAAAUGAAACAAGAUAGACAGGA